UUGUGUAGACGUGAAAAUCUCAUUUAUUAUAUGUAUUGCUCAAAAGCAAAUGAACGUUAAUUCAUUCUGUGUUAUCCAGCAUACAAUUGUGCGCGUGUUAGCGAAUGCAAGUGUUUUCAAAUAACCAAUAAAUCGUUUCAUAUGCCUACUGUGAAAUAGCAAUUAAAUAGGCCACGGAUAGAUUCUUGAGUGCGGCAAGCACGCAUUUUAAAUGUAAAGGUAAGUUCCACAAGCGUAAAAAAGGUGCGCACAUAUACAAAAAAAAAAAAACAAAACAAAACGGUCGGUAUUAGUAUGUCGGAUGCGAUGAGUGCGCCGCCCUCAUUAAUACCACAGUUGCAAGAGAUGCAGCAGCAGCAGCAACAACAACAACCAACAGCAUCGGCUAACGCUGCCAAUGUGCAGCAACAAUGGAGCAAUUACGCCUGGUGGCAACAUCAUGGCGGCAAUGCAGCCGCUUACCAGCAGCAAUAUCAACAAUAUUAUCAAUACUACAUGCGAUACCAGCAACAGCAGCAACAACAGCAGCAGAAACAGCAACAACAGCAGGUAACAUCGACGAUUAGUUCGUCGAAUUUGCCGCCUGGUUUUAGCAAUGCGCUGGCAGCACCGCCGCUACCUACGGCACCGCCACCACCACCGCCGCCAACACCUGGUCAGCCAGGUAAUAAAAGUCAACAGCAGCAGCAUCAUCAACACCAGCUGCAAAUGCAGCAGCAGCAACAGCAGAACAAAAACUUUGGUGGCAUACGCUUCAAUUUAAAUUUGAAUCAGAAACGUUUGGCAAAUGCACCGAAUCCGUUGCAGCAUCAACAACAACAGCAGCAGCAGCAAACACAACAACAGCAGCAGCAGCAAAAUCCAAUGCAGCAUCUUCAUCUUUAUAAUAAUAUGAACAACAACAACAACAAAAAGAAGCGCAAGCGCAAUAACAAAAACAACAAUAAUAAUAUUAACCACAACAACAACAGUAACAACAAUAACAUGAACAAGCAACAGCAACAACAACAGCAACAACAACAUCAACCAAUGCAGGCGCCUGUUGGCUUUACGGGCUUGGCCUUAAAUCCAUUUGGUGUGGUGCCCCCGGCAGUGCCACCCACACCGGAUUUGAGCAAACCACCGCCCCCCUUACCCACAACAGCUUUAGCGGCAAUUGUUGCUCCACCACCCCUAGCAGCAGCUCCUCCAGCAGUUGUGCUCGAGUCGCUGCCAAAGGAGACGCCACAAUCACCAGCAACGGCUGCAGCGGCAGCAGCAGCAAGUCCUGCAUCAGGAACAGCAUCAGUGUCAGCCUUUAAGCAGCGACCAAAUAGCUGCUUCCAAAUGGCUUCGAAUGAUUCGUGGCCCGAUUCAUUGAAUCAGUAUGUGGCACGUUGCUACUCGAAGUGCACCACGGACUUGGACAAAGAUCAGAUUGAUAUCUGUCUGAAGGGCAAGAUUAUUGCCGCCGCUAAUCGCAAUGAGCUUUGGACACGCGACUGGGACAAUGAGCCCAUGCCGACGGUGCACAGCGAACGCGAUGCCAUCGAUGUGGUGCUGAGUAAUGUGACGCCUCCGCAGCCACAGCGCAGUAAUUACUUUAAUAAAAAACAGCAGCAGCAGCAACAACAACAACAUCAGGAGCAGCAACAGCAGCAUCGACAGCAAUCACCACAAAAGUCAAAUCAGAAGCAGCCGAAUGUCAACCAAUUUAAACAGAAGGUUAACGCCUUUAAUAAGUUUGCCAACGGCUAUGGUGGACAUCAACAGCAGCAUCAUCAGCAGCAAUCUUUACGUUACUCCAGGAGUCGUUCACGUUCGCCCACAUCGUCUUCCACGUCCACAGCAUCGAAAUACAAUAACAGGAAACGGUAUUCUCGUUCCCGUUCGACACGUUCUCGUUCCCGGUCCCGUUCCCCUUCGCGAUCGCGCAGCAGCAGUGCUAGUCCACCAGCCCGAAAGGUGUUGCGCAAGACGGGCUCGAAUGAUUCAUUCGGCAGCGAUUUUAUACCCAUCCAUUCGAAUAUGUCCAAGAAACAACAGAAAAUGCUGAUGAAGAGAAAUAAGCGCGCUGCCGCGGCCGCAGCUGCCGCUGCCGGAGCAGGUGGUGGUGGUGGUAACAACAAAAAGAAGACGCCACACUUUUAUGCCACACAUUCGUCGUCGGUGGGCGGUGCCGUUGAUGAUGACACAGCGCGCUUGCAACAGCGUGCGGCACGUUUCUCACAGUCGAGCAGCGGCUCGGCAAAGAAAUCUGUCGUCGCCAUUGCAAGCUCACCGUUUGGUCUCACCACGGCCAAGCACAAGAAGAGAUUGCAGGCAGCCGCGGCGGCUGCUUACCGCUCAACGUCUGGCAUGAUGUUUUACGAGGAUGAUACGGGUGCGGGUGCGGCGGGCAUAGAUUUACUCGAUUUGCAUAUUGUAGGCACAUGUAGGGAUUUAGAAAAGUCAUUCUUGCGCCUAACGAAAGCGCCAUCAGCAUGCGAGGUGCGACCCGUUGAGGUGCUCACCCAUUCUCUGGCCAAUGUGAAGGGCAAGUGGCGCACCAAUCACGAUUAUCAUUAUGCGUGUGAUCAGUUGAAGUCUAUACGUCAGGAUCUGACUGUCCAAGGUAUACGCGAUAAGUUCACCGUUGAGGUAUAUGAGACGCAUGCACGCAUCGCCAUGGAGAAGGGCGAUCACGAAGAGUUCAAUCAGUGCCAGACACAGCUGAAGAUGCUCUACCUGGAAUUGGGAAACAGUAGCAAUUCACUUGAGUUUACAGCUUAUCGCAUUAUUUACUACAUAUUUACCAAAAAUACCUUGGACAUAACAACUGUGCUGCGUGCGAUAACAACUGAUCAGCGCGAGAAUCCUGUCAUAGCGCAUGCCUUACAAUUCCGUUCGGCCUGGUCGCUGGGCAACUAUUGCAAGCUGUUUGAUCUGUAUAAGAAGGCGCCGCUCAUGUCGGGCCACAUGAUUGAAUGGUUCCUGGAGCGCGAGCGCAAGGCGGCCCUGCGCGUAAUCAUUAAAUCUUAUCGCCCCAACAUUAGCAUCGACUAUGUGUCAAAUGUUUUGGCAUUUGAUAGUACUGAGAAGUGCAAAGAGUGGCUAGACACCUUUAGUUUACCGUAUGCCGCAGAAGGGGCACAAAUCGAUUGCAAAAAUGCAGCUGCCAUUGCCAUUUGAAGUCGCUUAGCCGCAGUGUCAAAUGUUGACUGUUUUAAACAAACUGUGCAACCAUUUGUGGUGGAGCUUAGUGGCUCAAGCCGGCGAGCAAGCGAGCGCGUGCCACAAAAAAAAUAUCACACAACCAAAAGUCCCUCAAAUUCGAUUUCCGUUUUAAAAAUUGUUCAGCUCAACAGAGAGCCGGACGUGCCUUGUACGGAAUUUUUGCGGCUACCUCAUCUGUCCACCUCUAUCUGUCUCUAUCUCUCUCUCUCUCUUCUAUCUCUAUUUUCUUUUUGCCUCCCCUUCCCGCCCUUUUGUACAUAUAUGUUUAAGUGCGCGUGCCCUUGCGGUGAAUUUAUACAAUACAAUCUAUUUGUAUUAUUGAUUAACUCUUUUGCUAAUUGGACAAUUGUAAUAUAUAUAUUCGGCCCCGCCCCUUCACAAAUGUAUCUCAGUUCGGUUCUGCCCCUAAUUCAACUCCAAACUGUUCAAACAUCACUGCAAAAAAAAAUCAAGCACCGAAAAGAAGUCGUCGUCGGCUUACAUUCGCAUGGAGGUUGCAAUUUAAGUUUCAUCUGCACUUGAACAAUUAAUUCAUCACAAUUCUACGUUCUCGGUCUCUAAGUUAAAUAUUUUGCUGAAUAUCGUCGAAAUACUUCAUAGGGAUUAUCAUCUAUGGAUCUGCACAUGGAGCACCGCGUCGGUUUUCCAGCGAUUUAGGUGCAGGCAAAACUUACGGCGCUGGAUAUGCUUAAAGUUGUCACUCAUGGUUCCUGGGAUCUGGAAAAUAUCAACGAACGCAUCGAGGCGACCUGGUUGCAGGCAAAAAUAUCGACGCUGGAAAUGCUCAAAGUCAUCAAGGACUCGGCAACAUGGUUUCUGGGAUUGACAGAAGAUCAACUAGCGGAACAUUGCAAUCUACUCUUGAAUUUCAGAAUUAAAUGAUGAAUUCAUUAAGAAAGCAGCGGACAAUGUGGAACGUCAUGAUAGCUAUGACUCUAGAUGUAGCCUGUGCUUUAGUUUCCUGUCACUUGUUAUGGAAGAAAAAAGCUAUUCUGAAGUUAAGUAACAUCAAGGCGGAAUUGAGAUUCUUGGGACAAACUCUUAUUUACUCUGCGUCGUGUGGAUUCGUUUCGAACUACGUCGUUGAGCCAACAUCUUUUCAGGUUUUUAGCAGAAAGUAAAAUUCUCAUCAAUCUUCUCAAUCAAAUAAAAAAAAACACAACCAGAAAUCCUUCAAACUAAUCAACCUCUGAGUUGAGUGCAAUAAUGAGCAAUAUGAAAAGUGCAAGGUGUAACAAAUGUGAACUAUAUGUGAACUAAACAAAACUGAACUUGAAACCACAAUGAAUGUAUACCCAAAUAAUUCAACUAUACUGUAUGAUACACAUUAAUCAAUUAACAACAAUAUUAACAAAAAAUUAACACCGCCAACAAAACGCGGGAGCCUCAACAAAUUAUCGUUGGCAAAAUUUGUUUGGGCUUGUUUCCGCUUUUAUCAUCUAAUUUUUUUUUUUAAUAAUCUUAAGCAUUAGCUUUAAAGUUUGUUAUUUGUUUAAAUUAUUGAAAAAAGGUUAAUACUAAUGUCUUGUCUCUCUAUUAUAUACCUGUAUAUAAACAUCAACAACACCAUCACCAACAACAUCAUCAACAAGCUACUCUCAGCAACAAUAAUCUUGCAACCAGCACGUGGGGAACAGCGUCUCAAGGCAUGCACAACUUUCAACAACUACAACGACAACAACCAGCAACAACAAGAAAAAUCAUCCGGCGGAGUGUGCAGCAUCGACAGUCUUCACGUUAACAUUGCAGCCAUCACUGUUUGGGACUUGUAAGCACUUCCAAUUUUAAUCUGUCGCAAGAAAAAGUACUACACCAUUAAAAAAAUGUCUUUUUAAGUAUGUAAAAUGAGAUUCCAGAAUUGAAUAACAAGUUUAUUCAAUAAAAUAAUUAAACAAGCUAUUAUAGUCAGGUAUAUUCAAUAAUUUGCUUAGCGAGGGCAUGUAGGGUAUAUUUAUCCAUUUAGGUUAGGCUAAUUUUAAGCACAACUUUUUUGUUGUUUACUUAAGCUUAAGGUUAAUUGUUGUUCUUUUAAUUUUGAAUGUUGAAAAAACAAAAACAAAUUGAAAUCAAUUGAGAAUUUCAACGCGUUUUUCAGCUGCAAGAAUUACAAGAAAUUGCGUUCGUGCCACUCAAAAAGUGAAAUAAAAAGCGCGCUUUUACAAUAUAUCAAAAUAAAA
Messenger RNA from Drosophila grimshawi, 5372 nucleotides. Its product is annotated as leukocyte receptor cluster member 8 homolog. The record is from RefSeq and is a predicted model, not a curated record. Bases 295 to 3150 code for a protein of 951 amino acids. The transcript is spliced from 6 exons. Gene Ontology annotation, cellular component: nucleus. NCBI's taxonomy places the organism in Eukaryota, Metazoa, Arthropoda, Insecta, Diptera, Drosophilidae.